Molecule: messenger RNA, 820 nt
Organism: Aspergillus costaricaensis CBS 115574
Lineage: Eukaryota; Fungi; Ascomycota; Eurotiomycetes; Eurotiales; Aspergillaceae
Product: 60S ribosomal protein eL14
Exons: 4
Coding region: 97-546 (149 amino acids)
Biological process (GO): translation; ribosomal large subunit biogenesis
Cellular component (GO): cytosolic large ribosomal subunit; ribosome
Molecular function (GO): RNA binding; structural constituent of ribosome
Source: RefSeq, a predicted model, not a curated record
GCGACUUGUGCGUUUCGGACGACUUCGACAACCCGACAUUUCGACAACAAAUUAUCAACACCGUCCUCCCGGAGUCUGUCGACCGAAGCCUUCGCCAUGGCCGAUAUCGAUGUUCAGGUUGCUCAAUGGAAGCUGGUUGAGGUUGGCCGCGUUGUGCUGAUCCGCAGCGGUCCUUACACCGGCAAGCUCGCUGCCAUUGUUGAGAUUGUCGACCACAAGCGUGUCUUGGUUGACGGUCCCUCCACCGAGGAGCAGAAGAUCGUUCCCCGCCACGUCCUUCCUCUCUCCCACGCCACCCUCACUCACUUCGUCAUCCCCCGUUUGCCCCGUGCUGCCGGUACUGGCCCCGUGAAGAAGCUUUGGCAGAAGGAGGAGAUCGAUGGCAAGUGGGCCAAGUCCAACUUCGCCCAGAAGACCGAGCGCGCUGAGCGCAGGAAGAACCUGUCCGACUUCGAGCGCUUCAAGGUCCUCCGCCUCCGGAAGCAGGCUCGCUACGAGGUCCAGAAGGCUCACGCUAAGCUCAGGGCGGCUGCUCCUAAGUCAUAGACGGUUCAUGAGGCUCGGUGCAUAGAGUGACAGGGUUGCCUUGGGACGGGGUUAUUUGCUGAUGGUUUAAUUUAUUUUCAGCAAAAUGGGCUGUACGCAUUAUUGACAGCAUAAAAAUGAUUCAAGAACCUUUGAUAUCCUGGCAUAGGUUAUCCUCGUACGUCAUGAAAGAUGGAGGGCGGCACGGAACGCCUUGCAAUUAGUAUAUGGCAAAUGGUAUCUCGGGGUAUUAAUGAUCUUGACAUGACCUGGUCAUCAACUUAGACAAAAACCA